This is a messenger RNA of Papilio xuthus (Asian swallowtail), 1542 nucleotides long. RefSeq names its product 26S proteasome regulatory subunit Rpt2 (gene Rpt2). The record is from RefSeq and is a predicted model, not a curated record. NCBI's taxonomy places the organism in Eukaryota, Metazoa, Arthropoda, Insecta, Lepidoptera, Papilionidae. Gene Ontology annotation, molecular function: ATP binding; ATP hydrolysis activity. Bases 116 to 1435 code for a protein of 439 amino acids. The transcript is spliced from 9 exons.
CAUCACUAUUAUUAAAAAGUUAAAAUUUUCGCUUUGUAAUCAGAUGCUGCCGUGACUGUUUUAAUUUUCCUAUUGUAGUUAAAAUAAUAAAUUUAGUGCCCUAAAACACAAUAAGAUGGGUCAAAAUCAAUCAGGUGGUGGAAGUGGGGGAGACAAGAAAGAUGACAAGGAUAAGAAGAAGAAAUAUGAACCCCCAAUUCCUACAAGAGUGGGCAAAAAGAAGCGCAAAGCUAAGGGACCUGAUGCAGCUCUGAAACUGCCCCAAGUCACGCCUCAUACAAAAUGCAGACUGAAGCUAUUGAAAUUGGAACGAAUCAAAGAUUAUCUUUUGAUGGAAGAGGAAUUUAUUCGUAACCAGGAAAGGUUGAAGCCGCAGGAGGAAAAAAUUGAAGAAGAAAGGUCUAAGGUUGAUGACCUCAGAGGAACACCAAUGUCUGUUGGUAACUUGGAGGAGAUCAUUGAUGAUAACCAUGCUAUAGUUUCCACAUCAGUAGGAAGUGAACAUUAUGUCAGCAUUCUGUCCUUUGUGGACAAAGACCAAUUAGAGCCUGGUUGCUCUGUGCUACUGAAUCAUAAGGUUCAUGCUGUAGUGGGUGUAUUGGGUGAUGACACAGAUCCAAUGGUAUCUGUGAUGAAACUAGAAAAAGCACCACAAGAGACAUAUGCUGAUAUUGGUGGAUUGGAUACCCAGAUCCAGGAAAUUAAGGAAUCGGUUGAGCUACCUCUUACACAUCCUGAGUAUUAUGAAGAGAUGGGUAUCAAGCCCCCGAAAGGUGUUAUUCUCUAUGGUCCUCCUGGAACAGGAAAAACACUUUUGGCAAAAGCAGUAGCUAAUCAAACAUCCGCUACUUUUCUACGAGUUGUUGGUUCUGAGCUCAUCCAAAAGUAUUUGGGUGAUGGUCCCAAAUUAGUUCGUGAGUUAUUCAGAGUUGCAGAAGAACAUGCACCAUCAAUUGUUUUCAUUGACGAAAUUGAUGCGGUUGGCACAAAACGUUACGAUUCUAACUCGGGAGGUGAAAGAGAAAUUCAAAGAACUAUGUUGGAAUUAUUGAACCAGCUAGAUGGGUUUGAUUCCCGUGGGGAUGUUAAGGUCAUAAUGGCUACAAACCGAAUAGAAACUCUUGAUCCAGCCUUAAUCAGACCUGGACGUAUUGACCGCAAGAUAGAGUUCCCACUUCCUGAUGAAAAGACUAAGCGAAGAAUCUUCACUAUACAUACAUCAAGGAUGACAUUAGCCGACGAUGUCAAUCUUUCUGAGCUAAUUAUGUCCAAAGAUGAUCUCUCUGGAGCGGAUAUAAAGGCGAUAUGCACGGAAGCUGGUUUAAUGGCGCUUCGUGAGCGUCGUAUGAAAGUCACCAAUGAAGACUUCAAGAAAUCUAAGGAGAGUGUAUUGUACCGUAAGAAAGAAGGCACGCCGGAGGGACUCUACCUUUAAUUUCAUAAUUUAGAAUAUACUUUUGCUCCUUAAAGCAUCAUUUCAGCUUUGUAUAAGGAUGUUAAAAUAUUAUAAAAAUAAUAAAUGGAGAAAAAUUUAUAAUCCAA